This is a messenger RNA of Triplophysa dalaica, 3329 nucleotides long. It is a transcript of the gene cdhr1a, whose product is annotated as cadherin-related family member 1a. Gene Ontology annotation, cellular component: catenin complex; plasma membrane. The transcript is spliced from 16 exons. Lineage: Eukaryota; Metazoa; Chordata; Actinopteri; Cypriniformes; Nemacheilidae. Gene Ontology annotation, molecular function: calcium ion binding; cadherin binding. Gene Ontology annotation, biological process: homophilic cell-cell adhesion. Bases 1 to 2463 code for a protein of 820 amino acids. The record is from RefSeq and is a predicted model, not a curated record.
AUGGCGUUGUUUAGUCUUUCAGAAGACACAUUGAAAGGAACGCAGAUUUAUGUUCUAAAUGGAAGUGACCCAGAAGGUCAGCCAGUCAAAUAUGGAAUGACCUUUGAAUCUGGAUCCAAAGAAUAUUUUCGUGUUCAUCCUCAAUCUGGAAAAGUAACUUUGACAGAGGAGCUGGACAGAGAGGCACAAGAUGCGAUUGAGGUCUUUGUCAGUAUCUCAGAUGGCCUGAAUAAAGUUGUUGAAAAGGUUACAGUUUUUGUACUGGAUGCCAAUGAUGAGAGACCACAGUUUCAAAAUAUGCCCUCCAUCGUGGAUGUGCCAGAGAACACAACAUCUGGGAGCAGCAUUUACAAAGUGUUGGCAGUAGACCGAGACACAGGUUCAGGGGGAUCGGUCACUUACUCCCUCCAGAGCACUGAACCAAACACAAAGUUUGCUAUUGACCAAAACACCGGUGUGCUGAGGAUAAAACCUGGAGAAGGCCUCGAUUAUGAGAAAUCUCGCACGCAUUUUAUCACUAUAGUGGCAAAGGAUGGUGGUGGCGAUUACAAUGGAAAACAAGUGAUGAUGACAUCAUCUGCCACCUUGACAAUAAAUGUGAUUGACAUUCAAGACACUCCCCCCAUGUUUGUUGGAACACCUUACUUUGGUUAUGUCUAUGAAGUCUCCUCACCUGGCUCCGAGGUAUUUAUAGUUUUUGCCAAAGAUGGAGACAUAGCAAAUCCAAAUCCAGUCAUUUAUUCAAUAGACUCUGGAGCAGAUGGAGUUUUUGCCAUUAAUAAAACCAGUGGCUGUAUUUCCCUGAAAGUAUACCCGACCCAACUGAAAAGGGAAACUUUCGAUAUAAAAGUCAAGGCAUCAGAAAUCAAUCCAGAAGGGAAACUAAUGGACUAUGCUUUUACCACGGUGACCAUUCGGGUAGUGGAUCUGAAUAACCAUCCACCAACGUUCUACGGAGAGAAUGGACCACAGAACACGUUUGAACUAACAAUGUAUGAACAUCCUCCAGUGGGAGAGUUUCUGAGGGGCUUAAAAAUCACAGUCAAUGACUCAGAUCAGGGAGCAAAUGCAAAAUUCCACCUCAGAUUGGUUGGCCCGGGCCGCAUGUUAAGAGUGGUUCCUCAGACUGUUCUGAAUGAAGCCCAGGUCACUGUCCUGGUUGAGGAUUCUGCUGGAAUAGACUUUGAGAAAUCACAAUUUUUGACAUUUAAGCUCCUCGCUGUUGAGAUUGACACACCUGAGAGAUUCAGUGCUACAGCAGAUAUAAUCAUUCAUCUACUAGACACCAACGAUAACGCUCCGAAGUUCACCUCCGAAUUUUACAUUGCCCGGAUUCCAGAGAACUCACCUGGAGGCUCCAAUGUUGUGUCUGUGACAGCCACAGAUCCUGAUUCUGGUCUAUGGGGUGUGGUCAGAUACUCCAUCUACGGUUCAGGUGCAGACCUGUUUCUCAUUCAGGCUGAUUCUGGAAUCAUCUACACCCAGCCCUGGGCCAGUCUGGACGCUGAAGUAAAAUCCAAGUAUAACUUUUAUGUGAAGGCCGAAGACACAGAAGGAAAAUACAGUCUCGCUGAAGUCUUUGUUACCAUCCUGGACCUCAAUGACCAUUCACCAGCAUUUAAUGAAAACUCACUAGAGAAGACAAUGAUUAUCGGCGCACCGGUGAAAAUAGAGGCAGUUGAUGAAGAUGCAGAGGAGCCAAACAAUGUCAUUGAAUACUCCAUCAUGAAAACGGAGCCAGACAACAUAUUUGACAUUGAUGCAGAUACAGGAGAAAUAAAGUUAAAGUCGUACAUCAAGUCUAUGGACAUUGUCCAGAACAUCACUAACCAGAGAGACUGUACCUGGUCUGUGGUAGUUCAGGCCAAAGAUAGAGGUUCUCCAUCAUUUAGUACCACUACUAUAGUAAAGAUUGACAUCACAGAAGCGACUCAACUCAGGGGACCAUUGGCGUCCUUUUUAAUGAAAAGUAGAGAAAAUCCCAUGCAUAUCCUAGGCUUGAUUGGUGGUGUCAUUGUAACCAUGGUUUGUGUGACAGUUCUGAUAUCUACCGUUAUAUACAUAAGAAACAUAAAGUCCAACCGGAUCCUGCCCUCCCGGCGCAUCGUACGGAGGAAACGUAAACCUCGGAGACAAGAGAACUUCCAGCAACCAUUUCGAGAGGAACAUCAUGGAGAUCAUUUCAGAGAGAUUCCUACAAUAGAAAACGUCAACUGUAAUAACAACAGGAGUGCGUGUAAACAUCAAUCCCCUCCGUCACCUCCUAACGCCCCCGUUCCCCCACCGUUGCCAAAUCACUACAGGAAAAAAGACAGGGAUUGGACGGUACCUACAGUGUCUGCCACCGUGGCGUCCAAGACAAAGAAAAGGUCUGUUAGGGAAAAAGACAAUCCUGUCAAUACGGCACUGGUUUCUGAGCUCAAACUCAGACUGGAGCAGAAAAAGAUGGCUAACAGAUACUGAGUAUGUAUCCUUAAGUAUGUUUGCUUAAGUGAUGACCACAAGGACUAGAUCCCAGCUGGCAUUGGACACGUCUGCCAACUUGGCAAGCUACUUAUUGAAUCUUUUCUAAUGCGUACAGAGUUCAGUUGGGGCUGCAAGUCAAAGCUAAUGGAUGAUUUAAAGACCUGUUACGGGAAACUAACAGCCUGCUAUCAUGCCCUCUUCUGAGAUCAUUGGUUUACACCUACUGUAAACUACUUGGACAUUUCUCCAUCUUUGGUUACCUCUUCAUCUGGAAAUUUAAAAUACACGUAUAUUUACACUAUAAUUGUAAUAUAAGGGCGUGUCAUAAAAAGGGAAACUAACAAUGACAAUAAAAUAUGCCUCUUCAUAAUCCUGUACUCACUACGGUUUUUUUAAUGAUUAAUGCCAGGGUAUAUGGGGAUUCUGGAUCUCAUAGAAUAUUGUCUGUUCAUUUAAAGAACCAUCACAAUGCCAAAUUGUUUAUAGAAUUUGUUGGUUUAUAUGAUAUUUUAUUUGACAAAACAUUAUGACUGUUUAAUCCAGUAUUAUACUUUGUGUAAACCAUGCUAAGCAUAUGUCUAGAAUAAAUCUUUUUGAAAUCUCCACUAACAAAAAAAACAAUUAUUUUAGUACGACUAGUACUGUGUCUUUCAAUUAUUCAGUCCUUCGCGAUGCCAUAGAAUAACUUUUUUGUCUAAAUGGUUCCACAAAGAACCUUUAACAUCUGAAGAAAUUUUUAAAAGGUAAGAAGGAGAUGGUUCUUUAAAGAACCUUUGACUGAACGGUUCUUUGUGGAACCAAAAAUGGUUCUUCCAUGACAUCGCUGUGAAGAAUCUUUCAAGGACCUUUAUUUUAUUGUGCAG